AUGGGAUGUACUCUGAGCGCAGAGGAGAGAGCCGCCCUGGAGCGGAGCAAGGCGAUUGAGAAAAACCUCAAAGAGGAUGGCAUCAGCGCCGCCAAAGACGUGAAAUUACUCCUGCUGGGGGCUGGAGAAUCGGGAAAAAGCACCAUUGUGAAGCAGAUGAAGAUCAUCCAUGAAGACGGCUUCUCCGGAGAAGACGUGAAGCAGUACAAGCCUGUCGUCUACAGCAACACCAUCCAGUCGCUGGCAGCCAUUGUCCGGGCCAUGGACACUUUGGGCAUCGAGUACGGUGACAAGGAGAGAAAGGCCGACGCCAAGAUGGUGUGCGACGUGGUGAGUCGGAUGGAAGACACCGAGCCCUUCUCUCCAGAACUGCUAUCGGCCAUGAUGCGGCUCUGGGGCGACUCGGGGAUCCAGGAGUGCUUCAACCGGUCUCGGGAGUAUCAGCUCAACGACUCGGCCAAAUACUACCUGGACAGCCUGGAUCGGAUCGGGGCCACCGACUACCAGCCCACUGAGCAGGACAUCCUUCGAACCAGGGUCAAAACCACCGGCAUCGUAGAAACCCACUUCACAUUCAAGAACCUUCACUUCAGGCUGUUCGAUGUCGGGGGACAACGAUCUGAACGCAAGAAGUGGAUCCACUGCUUCGAGGACGUCACGGCCAUCAUCUUCUGUGUCGCGCUCAGCGGCUAUGACCAGGUGCUCCAUGAAGACGAGACCACGAACCGCAUGCACGAGUCUCUCAUGCUCUUCGACUCCAUCUGUAACAACAAGUUCUUCAUAGAUACCUCCAUCAUUCUCUUCCUCAACAAGAAAGAUCUCUUCGGUGAGAAGAUCAAGAAGUCACCUUUGACCAUCUGCUUUCCUGAGUACACAGGCCCCAAUACCUACGAAGAUGCAGCCGCCUACAUCCAAGCACAAUUUGAAAGCAAAAACCGCUCGCCCAACAAAGAAAUUUAUUGUCACAUGACUUGUGCCACAGACACAAAUAAUAUCCAGGUGGUAUUCGACGCCGUCACUGACAUCAUCAUUGCCAACAACCUCCGGGGCUGCGGCUUGUACUGACCUCUUGUCCUGUAUAGCAACCUAUUUGACUGCUUCACGGACUCUCUGCUGUUGACCUUGAUCUCCUGGUAGCAUGACCUUUUGGCCUUUGUAAGACACAGCCUUUCUGUAUCAAGCCCCUGUCUAACCUACGACCCCAGAGUGACUGAUGGCUGUGUAUUUCUGUAGAAUGCUGUAGAAUCCGGUUUUAGUUGAGUCUCUACAUUUAGAAUUUGAAAGGAAAAAAAGAGAACAUUUCUCAUGUGCUUUGUAGCUUAAAAGGAAAUGGAAAACUCACCAUUACAUCCAUAUUUCUUU
Miniopterus natalensis is the source of this 1362-nucleotide messenger RNA. RefSeq names its product G protein subunit alpha o1 (gene GNAO1). The record is from RefSeq and is a predicted model, not a curated record. Gene Ontology annotation, cellular component: heterotrimeric G-protein complex; cytoplasm. Lineage: Eukaryota; Metazoa; Chordata; Mammalia; Chiroptera; Miniopteridae. Gene Ontology annotation, biological process: G protein-coupled dopamine receptor signaling pathway; adenylate cyclase-modulating G protein-coupled receptor signaling pathway. Gene Ontology annotation, molecular function: G-protein beta/gamma-subunit complex binding; GTPase activity; corticotropin-releasing hormone receptor 1 binding.